AUGCGCAACCCCUUCAAAACCCUCUUCUGUCCGACAGUCCCAAACAAUGAGGUCGCUCGCAAGAAAGAGGAUGUCCCAGAUACUCUACCACCUCCAUACGAGCGACACCAACAAGCGGAGCCUGAUACCAGUCUUCCCAGAUAUACCCUCCAAAAUCAUGAGGUCCUUUGUCUUAAACGUUGUCUGAUCUGGCGCAUGGCUAUUGAUUGGGACUUGCAACACCAUGUCUCGGAGCUCGAAAGACCAAGCGACUUGGAAUACUCGACCUUCGAGAAAAACUGCGAGAUCUUUGGCUUUUGCUGGCCGAUCGCUAUGCGNUCGGACGACACCAAGAACAUGGAAGACCGCAUCGAAGAACACAUGUUCAAGCCAGCUGAACCUAUCGGUAUUNNGAAAAGACUUGUGAAUGUCUUCAUCAACUCGACAUAUCUACCUGCCUCGUUUUUGCUUAUCGGACACCACCAUACUAACCUGCUAAAAACCUCAGAUCUUCUCGAGUUCUUCUUGUUCUCGAUCCGGCGGGCAAUAGUAUAUGCUCCUCACAAACGCAUCAGCUACUUUCGAAACGAGAUGAUGCUUAUACGUCUUGUUCUCGAUUCCAGAAUCCUCAUCGAUCUCGUGGCCCCAGAGGCCAUCUUCGCCAACAAACUCAAAGCCGAAUGCGCAAGACUGCACAAAAACAACUUUUCCUGGCUACUGGACCCAGUAAGAAUCUGUAUAGACCAGUCCGUCAAAACAAGAGCAGCCGACAUAUACUGCAAACAAGACACGCAAAUUGGCCGCUGGAAAGAGACAGAGUUGCUGUAUAGGAAAUGCCUGCGUCCCUGCGCUGCCUUGAUGGAUCCUACUCUUACCUCAUCGACCAUGUACGAAGUCGACUGGUCUUACUUCAAGACAGAUGUGGACUUUGACCAGCAACCCGGAUUCUGCUUGCGUAAUUGGCGAGAGUACAAAAGUCUUCUGCCAGCAACUGUCAUCUGUGGCUCUGUCGGAUGGGCCAAUUAUGACAUGGUAUUUCGAGAGUCUGGAAAGCCGGAGGUUGUCACAACACACCAGAAGUCGAGCGACCAGCACAAAGAGAAGGCACUGGGAUUGGUCCAUACGCCAUGCCCACCAAUCUCAAAGCCCUAUCCCCCACCAUCUCAAUAA
Aureobasidium vineae is the source of this 1149-nucleotide messenger RNA. The record is from the annotation of a GenBank genome assembly. NCBI's taxonomy places the organism in Eukaryota, Fungi, Ascomycota, Dothideomycetes, Dothideales, Saccotheciaceae.